AUCUUUCUCUUGCUGAAUCCAAGGCUGAGAAUGUUACAAAAUCCAAGAAAAUCAAAUCACUCGAGUCUGUGAUCGAUAUAUUGAAAAGUAAGUUGUCUUCAGCCCAGAAAGAUGUGAUUUCGAUUCAAAAUGACUCAUUGAAAAAAGAAUCCGAGACAUUAUUCCUCAAGUCUAAAAUAGCUGAAGUAGAACAUGAGUUAGCUUCAAAAGUCAGUGAACUUGAGUGUCUGAAAUCGGAGGCUAUAUCGAAACCCUUAGUUGGUGGGAAUGACGAAAAAAAUAUUACUAAGUCUGAUAAUAUAUCUUUGGGUAGUACUGAUCUCAGUAAAUAUUUUAUACGUGGAAAAAAUAUGGAUCCAAUAGAAAAAAUCGAUGGUGAGAUUACCGAAUUAUCAAAAAAUGAUACCGAGAUUAUUCCCAAGGUAAUUGAUGAAAUCGAUAUUAGCGAAACUAACAACAAUAUACUCCAAGAAAUACCGAGUAUGUCUACUUACCUUGCACAGCCGGAAAAUAAUGUGUCCUCUUUGAUUGAAUCGAAUACCCAGAUGGGGCCUGGUCCCGAGGCUUUGCCUCUUCCGAUAGGAGGAAUAGGAGCGACCCCUAUUAUGAGAAGUACGUUAAUGUCACCGCUAUUGGCAUAUAUUUUUCUUAUUCUGUUAAUUAUUGCGUUAUUAUACAAAAUGAGUUCUCAAGAUAAUAUCAAUCCAAAUUGGCAAAAAAUUGAAAAUGACGUAAAAACAAAGCUUAUAAAAUUUCUUCAAAGUGAUGAAGAAUCGAUUUCUUUAGAUAUAAAUAAAAAAAAGAAAAAAGAGCGCGAGAGUAUGAGUGAAGCGGAUUUCUUGGAUUAUAAGCAGAAGUUUGAAGCUAAAAUGAAAGUUCCUACUACUCCAUACAAAAAAGAAUUAAAAACCCGCUCUUUGGCCCUCAUUGAAUAUGC
Entrophospora candida is the source of this 937-nucleotide messenger RNA. The record is from the annotation of a GenBank genome assembly. Lineage: Eukaryota; Fungi; Glomeromycota; Glomeromycetes; Entrophosporales; Entrophosporaceae.